CCUUUGUAUCUUUUCUCUCUUUCUCUCUCUCUCCACACAGCUCUCUUCUCUCCCGCCUUUAACCUAUCAUCACCUCCACUCACACCCCCUUUCCCACCCUCCCCCCCUGUUCAUUGUAAACUUCUGUUUCUUAUUCACCCUCAACCUCAUUCUUCAUUUCCGACAUUCCCCUCUUUCAUCCUCUUUGUCACCCUCUCCGUCACUCUCUCCGCUCUCAAACCCCUUCCCAGCCCUCCAAUCUCAUAUCUCUCUGACUUCUUAAACUCUCACGCUCUUUUUCAACGCGACGUCUGGAACUCGCAAUGUCUAUCUUUGCAACCCUUGCAGCCCUUUCUCUCUCCCUAUCCUUCUCCGUACUUCCCGUCAUCGCUCAAAAUGUCACGUCCUAUGCCAUCUCGCCCGCCCCCUUCACUGACCUUUGCGUCGCCCCUUCCAGCUCAUCAGAAGGAGCUCAACUCGUCCUCACAAACUGCAACGACGAUCUCGUCGCGUGGACAUAUAGUGCUGGCUCUCUCGUCAACACGGCCACCAACAUGUGUCUCGAUCUGACAGAUGGUGGUGCCUGGAGCGGCAACAAACUGCAAGUUUGGGGAUGUUACUCGUGGAACCCAAAUCAACAAUGGGAUCUCAGCGGCGAAAACAUCAAAUGGGAUGGUCAAAAUUUGUGCAUGGAUCUCACGGACGGUGACGGCUCAGAUGGCACCGUCUUGCAGGUCUGGCAAUGCUACGAUGGAAACAGCAACCAGGAGUGGGUCUUCACUGAGAUCGAGGAAGUGGGCGAUGAUGAUGAGUGUGUGACUGCGUCGCCGUCUGGACCUACGGCUACCGCCUCCACUGCAUCAUCUUCCACCGCCUCCCCUUCAUUCAUUGCCGACGCCGUCAACGCCACGGAUCUCCUCGCCACUCCCACAGCCAGUGCAACUGCCGACUCCGCUUCCGACACUACUUCUGUCAUUGGAGGCGAGCUAUGGGGCAACGGAGGUGGAAACAAUCAUACGUCAUCCUCGUCAGCCUCCGACUCGUGGAACACUGGCGGGUCUAGUGAUUCAUGGGGCUCUUCCACCUCUGCGUCUUGGGCAUCAGCGACUGCCAGCGCCACGUUUACCUCUUCCUCUGCCUCGUCCUCAUCGACAUCCUCCUCCAGUGGCUCUGUGAGCAACUCGGGCAUCCUACAAACGUCUGGGACGAAGAUUGUGGACCCGAGUGGUAAUGAGGUCGUCCUCCGAGGUGUUAACAUUGGCGGCUGGCUCGUACUCGAGGAUUGGAUGUGUGGUAUCAAUGACAAUUCUGGAAGCGGUGAUCGAUUCGCUCAGGAUACGUUGGAAAACCGAUUCGGUGUCGACGCCACAGCCGCCCUCAUCGAAACGUGGCAAGACAAUUACAUGGUCGAAAGCGACUUUGACAAUAUUGCAGCCAUGGGCUUCAACGUCAUGCGCAUGCCGUUUUCGUACCGAACAGUCCAAUGGGCCAACGGCUCAUGGCGAGAUGACGCAUUCACCAAGAUGGACUGGGCUAUCGCGCAAGGCAAAAAGAGAGGUAUCUACUGUAUCCCUACCUUUCACAUCUGGGACUCGCAGAAGGACGACUAUUCCCUCAUUUCUGAAGACUCGGAUGGUGGACAGAGUUCACGCGACGCAGCUGGCGAGAUCUGGAAAAAAGUCGCCGCUCAUUGGAUGGGAGAAACCGCCAUUGCAGCUUACGACGCGAUCAACGAGCCCACAGGUUCAGCAGGUGAUAAACUGCAGCAAGAUCUUUACAAUGCUAUCCGUUCCGUCGACGCGAAUCGAAUCAUUAUCAUGGAGUCGAUCUCGACGGAUCCCUCGACAUACGGUUGGACGCAAGUCGUGUACAGUAUGCACGAGUACCUGAUGAUGACAGACGACGUAGGGGCAAAUCAGGCGGCGUGGUCGGGCGCUCAGGGAGAUAUUGACACGUGGAACGGAUAUCAGAUCCCCACUUAUAUCGGCGAGUUUAUGGCUCACGAGGAUACGCUCCCCUACAUGCUCGAUCAAUUGAAUAACAACCGCGUUAGUUGGAGCUUCUGGAGUUACAAAAGUGUCAACAUGGGAGGUUGGAGUGUGUACAUUUUCCCUGCCAAUCCUGUCGACGUGUCGAACGAUGACUACAACUCGAUAAUGAACGCGUGGUCAAAUUUCGGAACGCCCACACAAAACUCGGAUAUCUAUCAGACGUAUGUGAACGCUGCUGGUGGUAAUGCAAAUUUGAAGAAGAGGGAGGAGAGGUUUGUGAAAGUUAGUCAGAGAGCAGGAGCUGAGAGUGCGAGAAGAAGUUGGGGUUCACAUAGAAGAGCGGGUCGAUUUUCAAGUCACGGUCGAAGUAAAUGAUUCAAUCGAUCUGCCCAUCGGUCAUAUCAAGAACUAUCGAACGAGACAAAAAAAAAUCGACGUGUUUGAUUGCAUGAAUAAUCCUAGCGAUUAUUUUUUGAGUUUGAGUGUCGACCAGGAGUGGGUAAAGAAAGCGAACGUGAAUGAGAAGGAGAAGGAAGUGGAAGUGGAAGUCUCGGGUCAUGAGGAGGAAAAUCACAAUCAACAAAUUCGGCAUCGUUUCAUCAUACAUUAUUCUUUCUUUUUUCUCCACCGACUUUUGUCUUCUCCACUGGUGGAGAGUAAGACUGGGUCUUUAUUAGGGACAUCGGGUUUGUCUGUCAUACUACCAUGUUUUUUUUUUCUUGUGCGGUUCGAGAUCGUACUAUGUCUUAGCUGUGUUUUGCUCUCGAAGGGUAAAACAGUUAUCAUGCAUCUUUUUGUCUUUUGUG
Molecule: messenger RNA, 2776 nt
Organism: Tremella mesenterica DSM 1558
Lineage: Eukaryota; Fungi; Basidiomycota; Tremellomycetes; Tremellales; Tremellaceae
Exons: 2
Coding region: 303-2345 (680 amino acids)
Biological process (GO): glucan catabolic process
Cellular component (GO): extracellular region; cell surface
Molecular function (GO): beta-glucosidase activity
Source: RefSeq, a predicted model, not a curated record